CAACCGAACCCGGAAUGGGAUUUAUUGCAGACGAGUUACCAAACAGGCCAGACAAGAACUCGCGAGAGUUGUGCGGCAGCGCCCCCGCCUUGCUCGCUCUAAUUAGAGUCCAAAACAGUGAAGGUGCGUGACAGUGUUACUGCAGACUCUCGUAGCUCAGUCAUGUCAACAGCAAAGAGCACGGAGAUUGGGGAACACUACUCUCUUAUUCAUCCCGUGAUUCGUCUCCAAGAAAUCGUGACGUUAUGUUCCAAAUCAGUUGAAGGAGGAGAUCUUCAAAAAUCAGAGAGCUUAUUGUCUGAACUUGUUAGCUUUCUUGAUUCAAUAUCAGAUGAUGCUACAUCUCACCCUGACAAUGAAGAGUUACAGAAUGUUGCACUUGAAGUUCUGUCGGAAUUUAAUAGAUUAUUGUCUUCUUCUUCACUGGACCAGACCGUUAUAGACACAUUUUCGUUUGAGUUGCCAAAAGCGGUUUCAAAAUUUGCGGGCCUCUCAAGUAGAUUUUGGAGAUUGUUGAUCAAAUUAUUGAUGUUUUGUGGCAACAUGUAGUCCACGCGACAUGCUUUCAAUUCUCUGCGAGGCAUUAGAUUGCCAAGGGAAGAUGGUCAAUGGUCCAAGCUAUUCUUCUCCUCUUCUACGUGGACUGUCAAGAGUUUUCCUUUCCACCCAGAGGCGUCACUUUGAGCAAAUAAAAGUCGCUAUUCCUGUUAUCAUCAAGGUUCUAAAGGACACGUUGUCAGAGUCAGAGGGGGAACUUGAGGACUUCUUUGAUAGACCUAUAACCAUUGCUGAGUCCAUCCAUGGAGUUUGUAUAAAACUGGAAGGCAGAGGAAAUGAAAGAUUGUGUUCGCUACUUGGUCUAUAUGUUCUGCAAAUACUGGUUUUUCUUUCACUCAGCAUCAAAUAUGAACUUGCUGGCUACAUUCCUUUAGUUGAACGAUUGGCACGUUUCCUUCCAUACUGUGGCUUAUCAUACCUUGGUUUAAUAACUGGGAGUGAUGUUGAGGCAAUUACUAACAUUGUUGCUGAAGGAUGCACAGACAAUGAAUAUUAUUAUAUGAAUUGUUUGUCUGAUGUCAAACUUGGUGCAUCUCUUGCAGUAAUUUGGGGAAAAGUCUCUGAUGAGAUUCCUCAGGCUGCUCAGGCUGAUUUGACUGUCGUUGAGGGUGAACUUCAAACUAAUCAGAUAAAAAGGUGGGAAGCAGUUGGCAUGUUGAAGCAAAUUCUAUCUUCUGCCAAUCUGCCAUGGGAACUGAGGACACAUGCCAUUGACUUUUUGCUGUGCAUAACAAGUGGAAAUAUCUUGCUAAAGUGCAGCAAUGAAAUAAUUGACUGUUCAAUUUAUACACCUAGUCUGUUCGCUGCCUUGCAGGCUAUUACGGUAGUCAUCAUUUAUGCACCAGAUACAGCUGUAAGGAAGAAAGCAUUUGAUGCAUUAAAAAGGAUUCUUGCUGAUAUUCCAACUCUUCAGAGGUUUGAUGUUUUAAAAGCUUUGGUUAGAAAUUGCGAGUCCUCCUCCAUGAUUGCAAUUCUUCUAGACCUGGUUCGAAAUGAAAUGCAUAAUGGAAGUUCACAAAGAGCUUUAGUGCAAAAAGAUGAGAACCCAGAAACCAGAAAUUGUGCGUGCACCAGUAUGCAUGUUCUUGAAUUGGUGGUGUCAGUUUUAAGACCUUCCAAGGGAGGACCUCCUUCCCUUCCAGAGGAGGGAGAUGCGGUAUUAGCUUCAAUCAAUUUGUCAUACUUAUUUUGGCUUCCUAUGACUGUUUUACUUCGCAGCACUGCGUUUAGUUAUUUUCAUAUGGAUUUGCCCAUCUGCUUUUUAGAUUUUAUUUUGGAUCCAAUGCAUUUUAGAUUUACAUUUUUGAAUGUUAUGACAGUACGGACUAUAAAUGCAUUCAGACCCAAAAGACAUGCGUGGUCCAAGAAAAAAAAAUGAAUUCCUCUAUUAUGUUUGAGAUAAGCAGAAUGCUGGAUAUUCGUGAUUUCUAGAAGAACAUGCAUAUUAUGUUCAAGUAUUGUA
Molecule: messenger RNA, 2020 nt
Organism: Carica papaya (papaya)
Lineage: Eukaryota; Viridiplantae; Streptophyta; Magnoliopsida; Brassicales; Caricaceae
Source: RefSeq, a predicted model, not a curated record